CUCGACUCUCUCCAAUGGUUGAGAUUUGGAUUUUGAAGACACGCGAGGGGAGGGGGGAGCAUGAUAAAGUCGAUCUGACUGGAUGCAGCCAGCUGGUUCAUCCCUCCGCCCCCUCACACUCGCCAGUUUGUCAGCAUAGCUCACCCUUCAUCCAAUAUUAUCAUCGUCGGUCAUCUCCUUCCUUAAAUAACUCCGACCGACCUGAUCAAAGAAAUAUAACUAGCAACAUAAGCCAAUCGAGCUGAGUCAGCGCAUGAUGGCACUCGAUGAAACCAAGAAAUCAUUAUUACUCGUCAGCCAAUCCCAACCACCACAGCCACGUUCACAGCAGAAUACCUAUUACCACCAGCAGGCCAACCCAGCGCACUGGCGGAACCGGAGGAUCACCAAGGUUCUACUACUCUAUCUGAUCAUCCUCAUCAGCCUGGGCUUCUUCUACCUCCGAUAUCUCCACCGAUUGAUCUUCAUCGAUUACUCAGCAUUCCCUCCCCGCACCGGCCCUGUCAUCAUCCAUCCCGGCCAAGACCCGGAACUAGCCGUGCCGACCUACAAUCUCACCCACCAGAUCCUCAGCACUAGUAACACCCGGCGGCCCGGAACUCAUCCGAAGCAAGGCCCUCUGAGCGACGAGAACCUGUUAAUCGACCGGGCCAUCGACGAGCUCUCCAAGCGCUUCCAAUCAGUCUUCAUCAAGCCAUCCACUCUCAGCUGUCGGACCUCACUGGAAACCCAGGAGCUGAUCCGGACGCGAUUUCUGGACGGAAAUGAGAAGCCUAAGGGGGGACACAAGGUGAUGAUUGCACUGAACCUGCAUUCAUCCCAAGACGUGCUACCGGCUAUCGCCAAUGCAAUCCUGAACUCGCUGCGAUACCUCGGGAUUGAGAACGUGUUUGUGUCGGUGUAUGAGAACGGGUCGUGGGACCACACCCCCGAAGGACUAGGUCAUCUCGGCGCCGUGCUCACUGGACUGGGUGUCCGGCAUCACAUCCGCUCGGCGCGUGAGGAGACCAUCUGGACGGGCGUGGACCGGAUCAAGCUGCUCUCGGAAUACCGCAACAUGGCCCUGUCCUCCUUCGAGAAUGCCGACCGGGCCCUCCACGGAAUCUCUGAACUCGUCUUCAUCAACGACGUCUUCCUCUGCGCCCAAGACAUCCUCGAGCUCAUUUGGGAACGCAACUUCCAGAAGGCCGAUGCUAGUUGCGGCACUGACUGGAGAGAAUCUAAGACGAUCCUCGACGAGUAUGGAUGGACGUCCAAGUCCAACGGACCCUCGAACACUGACAACCCAAGCAAAUCCGUCGUCCUCUAUGACUCCUGGGUUGCCCGGUCCUUGACGGGCAAGACGCUCAGACCCAGGCUCGAUUUCCUAACGGAGUAUCGGGAUGGAUAUUCGGUGAUCUUUGAUCAUGAGGAUACAAAGCUGUACCAGAACCGGUUCCAGAACGCGCUAGCAGUGCCUGUAUACUCGUGCUGGAACGGGAUAGUGGCCUUGAGUCCGAGGCCGUUCCGGGCGCCCACGGGGCUCAAGUUCCGGGCGGCGGACCGCAAGAUCGACGAGUGUCCAUCCUCGGAGUGUCAGCUACUCGCUAAGGACUUCUGGUCCCUCGGCUUCGAUAAAUGGAUCCUCGUCCCCAAGGUCGCCGUCACUUAUACCCAGAAUAUCUACUACGCUGACGCCCUCGUCCGCGGCUCUAAUCGCGACCAUCGUCAACUCCCUAACCUUCUUACUCAACUCACUCAAGAUAUCGAGCCUCAAUUCUCGAGCGAAAUCGUCGAUUGGAGGAAAUAUACUAAACCUGAUACCGUCGUCUGUUGGCCCGAUAUGUAUAAGUUUCAUAUCGACUUCGAAUGGAAUCACGUGCUUGAAUCUCCCUACAACCCCAAACUGUUAUCCAACUCUUCCUCUCCCACUUCCUCCUCUGUGACUCUUCCUGACGAUGAUCAUCAUCAUCUUACUCCUCCCCAUCCAAAGUACUUCUCCUCUUCUCCUCCUCCUAGUUAGCUCCACACUUUACAUCUUUUUCUUUUGUAUUCAUCGUUCGACACUCAUCAUCAUAAAUAUGAAAACAUUCUUGUUUAUAAUUGCAUAGAAAAAGAAUUGAUUAACUUUUGGUGCUUUGUUGUAUUACUUUGAAUCUUAUAUAUAUACAUACAUACACAUAUACACACAUAUACAUAUAUCUAUAUACAGAAUGACAAUCAUGUUUCCUUUGACUUUCUCUAUCUCUUACAUAUGAUCACCUUUCUCUUCUUUUUUGUUUUUUUCAUGUUGUAUAUAUCACAAGGCCACUGUUUUCUUUUCUUUCUUACCUGAUUUAUUUGAAUACAUGUAGGUAAGUGUGUGAAUGUAUGUGUUUGGAGGAUAGGGGGCUGA
Messenger RNA from Puccinia graminis f. sp. tritici CRL 75-36-700-3, 2374 nucleotides. RefSeq lists its product as uncharacterized. The transcript is spliced from 2 exons. Bases 254 to 2002 code for a protein of 582 amino acids. The record is from RefSeq and is a predicted model, not a curated record. NCBI's taxonomy places the organism in Eukaryota, Fungi, Basidiomycota, Pucciniomycetes, Pucciniales, Pucciniaceae.